GGAACGCACAUUAUCCAAAGUAAUACUGUUUAGAGUUUUCUUGACGUUUUCAUCACUUUUUACGGUUGAUUCUCCAAAGAUGAGUUUGGCUUUAGUGCCCAAAAUACAAUACAGUUUUCCCCGACCGACAAAGUAUCCCAUUGACGUUCUCGGUACGGCAAAUGUAUCUUUCGGACACAAGUUGCGCGAACGCGAAAGUUGUCACGCUGUAAAGUACCGUAGUUCGCGUAGAUCCAUCUUUGAAAGCACAGAGGAACGACCGGAUGAUAAGAGAGAGUACGAGCACUUUCUUAAAACUCUGGAAUUCGAAAAAGAAACCGAUCGAAAGAUCAGGAACAAGAAUCUUCGUCAACGAAUCCAUCAAGAUUUAUCGGCAUACGAGGAGAACUUGCAAAUACGUAGAGAAAAACUGCGUAAUCUUUUAUUGAACGAGGAGGCGAGUCUAAUUAGAGAGAUUGAAGAAAAGUCACGACAAAGUGAUGACAUUCGACGUAGGGAAAUGGACGCAAGAGCGCAAGAGUUGAAGAACCAACAGGAGAAGGAACAAGAGGCGUUGGUGGCUGCUAAACGCAGACUGCAACAAAUAUCGCACUCAGAUAUCAAGCAAGAGUUGUCGAAGAGAUACGCGAUCGACGCGAAGCGGUGCAACGUGGCGCAGAUGGCUGAUAAGGAAGUGAAGAAAUUAGCGGAAAAGGAAUUGGACGCUAUGUGUCACAAGAUGAUGUUGAAGGAACUCGAAACGAAAGAACGUAAAGAGGCGGAAGAGGCGAAAAGGCGAACUUUGGCACAACGAGAGACGAUGUCCACUUUGGCCAAGCAAGUAGCGGACAAAUUGGCGCUGGAAGACGAGAGGAAGCGGAUUAUCAAGAGCGAGCGGGAACAACUGAAACAACUGCAGGAGGACGUGCGUCAAGCGGAGUUGAAGAAUCUCGAAGCGGAAAGACAAAAGCGGGAAAAGUUGAAGAAGGAAUUUCAGGAGCACAUUCUGACGACGAGAAAAUAUCUCGCCGAGCGCGCUCAGGAAGAAGCCAAGAUGGAUCGCGUGUUUAAAACGAUGGCUGAGGAGGAACUAGCCAAGGAGAAAGCUCGCACAAAAAAGAACCCGGCGGCGCUCCGGGCGGAAUCAUCAGCCUACUUUAAGUAUUUGGAGGAACUGCGGAAGGAAGAAGCCAGACGGAAUCUGGAGAUGGAAGCAAUCAUUCGGCAGUCACACAAGGACGCCGAGGCAAGACGCGAGCUCGCGCUCGAGAAAUCUAAGGAAGCUCGCAAGCGUGCCAUACAGGAAGUUCUUCGCGGCCGAGAAGAACAAUUGCGGGAGAAGCGAGAGACGGAGGAGAAAGAACGGCGCCUGAAGAUGGAGGAGAAGGAGGCGCUCGAGAGGCAGAUCGAGAUGGACGCCAACUUGACCGCGAUGGAGCAGAAAGAAAGCAGACAAAGAGCGCUUCGUUACGGGUUGGAGCUCAAAGAGCAGCACAAGCACGUCGAAACGAUGAGACGCCGCGAAUUGGAAGAGGACCGCAAGUUCCACAAGGCCGAGACGAAGAGGCAGAUAGAGGAGCAUCAGAGGCUCGGCGAGCUGUUGAAAGCUUCCGAAAACAUCACGCCGCCGCAUCCGUUUAAGAUUCUCUUCAACAAUUGCGCUGGUCGUGAACCGGAAAGAGAGAAACAUUACUCUUGUUCUCCGGCUUUAAUUUCCACGUAAAAUCUUGCUGCUAUGCUAACAACUUGUCAGGAUAUAUUACUUUUCCGACGUGUUGAUACGUAAAGAUUUAUGAAAAGGUGCAACUAUACCGAAUAAUCGACGAAUCGCUAUAUCAAUGAAGAUACUAAGUAACUAUAAUAGAAUGCGAGAGAAAAGUAGCCGACAACGAGACGUCAAAGUGUGUAAUGUUUGAUUUUUUUGCGGAAAAAUAUAAAAACUUCAAUCGUGUACUUUUUAUAUAA
Molecule: messenger RNA, 1944 nt
Organism: Pseudomyrmex gracilis
Lineage: Eukaryota; Metazoa; Arthropoda; Insecta; Hymenoptera; Formicidae
Product: vicilin-like seed storage protein At2g18540
Exons: 2
Coding region: 80-1702 (540 amino acids)
Source: RefSeq, a predicted model, not a curated record